UGAAUGCAGCUGCUGAGAGGAGAAAGAUAGAUGGAGUUAAUGGGGGCCGUUUUCCAAGUCUCUCCCCAUCGAAGGGGUCAGAGUUCAUUGGUCGCUUUUCAGCUCUCACACACACGGCUGCACUGCCUCCGGCUUCUGGCUCCCACUGCAGAGGGAGUCCCCCAAACCCAUCCCACCCAUCCAAAAGAACAGCAUGUAUCGGGAAGACACAGGGGAGAAAGACAGAGAAAGAGGUAUGGUAUAGUCCUGGAUGCAGGCUCCUCCCACACAGCCAUGUACAUUUACAAGUGGCCGGCGGACAAGCAGAAUGGCACUGGCAUCGUCACACAGCACGGCGAGUGUCACGUCAAGGGAGGGGGAAUCUCCAGCUAUGCAGGACAGCAGGGGGGUGCAGGGCGCAGUCUGCAGACUUGCCUGCAGAAGGCGGUGAAGGACAUCCCAAAAUCCAGACAUGUCCUCACUCCUGUGUACCUGGGAGCAACAGCAGGGAUGAGGCUGCUGACAAUCUCAGACCCCAGUGUUUCAAAGGAAAUUCUGCAGGAAGUGGGUGACAAAAUCAAGUCCUAUCCUUUCAACUUCCGAGGUGCAGCCAUUUUGAGUGGCCAGGAGGAAGGGGCAUAUGGUUGGGUCACCGUCAACUACCUGCUGGAGAACUUCAUCAAGUAUGGCUAUGUGGGCCGCUGGCUGAGCCCGGGCAGGGGGACCGUGGGGGCUCUGGAUUUCGGGGGCGCCUCCACCCAGAUCACCUUCUCGACCCGGGACACAGUGGAGGACCAGAAGAACAGCAUGACCCUGCGUCUUUACGGCCAGGAUUACAGGCUUUACACACACAGCUUCCUGUGCUACGGCCAGGACCAGAUGCUGCGCAGGCUACUGGCCCUCCUGCUGCAGACCCAGGGCUACCCGAGCACUGUCACCCACCCCUGCUUUCCUGCUGGCCACAGCGUCUCCACGGCGAUGGGGAAGGUGUUCGACUCGCCGUGCACGGCGGAGAGGAAGCCGACCCCGUACGACCCCCGAGCUCCAGUGACCGUGCUCGGCUCUGGCCACUACCAGCAAUGCCUGGGCAACGUGACCGAGCUCUUCAGCUUCGGCCGCUGCUCCUUCUCCCAGUGCUCCUUCGACCAGGUCUUCCAGCCCAACGUCAGCGGAGACUUCAUGGCCUUUGCAGCGUUCUACUAUGUUCACUCAUUCUUGAAGCUCACGACAGGCAUCACUGUCAGCAGCCCCACUCAGCUGGAGGAAGCAGCCCGCGCUGUCUGUAACCUGACCUUCCAGGAGAUGCUGGCCAUGGCUCCCAGUCAGGAGAAACGUCUGCAGCACUACUGUCCCGCCUCCGUGUACAUCCAGGUGCUUUUACUGCAAGGAUACAAGUUUGACGAGCUCUCGCUCCCCCGCGUCUCCUUCCAGAGCAAGGCGGGGGGAGCCUCCGUAGGCUGGGCCCUGGGGUACAUGCUGACCCUGAGUAGCCUGUUACCGGGGGAGAGCCCGGGGCUGAGGAAGGCCCUUCAUCCAGGCGCCUGGGGCACCCUGCUGUUCCUCUGUGUCCUCCUCCUCAUCGCUGGUCUGGGAUACCUCCUCCUACUCACCUCUCGCAGGAAAAACCAGGACAGCAAUUGUGUCUAACCACCACUAGAGGGCGACGCGGGGGGGGCCAAGACGCUCACACACUGUGUACUGCUGUGAAUAGUGCCGGCAUCAAAGUCUCUGGCAAAUCCAACAAUAUAAUUUUCAGAAAAUAUGUAUUGGACUUAAUUUUCAUACUUUCUUCGUUCACAGAGCCAAACACCACUUGACGAAUUGGGCAAAUGCAAGAACUAUGUAAAAUAUAGCAUUUUCAGAAUUUUCUGGAUUCCUUUGUCUGAAGGACUGUGUAGUAUAAUGGAUGAAGGAAAAAACAAACACUGGCCAUUACAGGCCAUUAUGAGGCUUAUUUCCAGAAUUCACACACAUUCAACCAGUCCUAACAACUAUCACAGACCCAUGUGUGUUACUAUCUUUGAUUAAAAAGAAGCGUCUUAAAGUUCUUCUCCUUUGGCAAACACUCACCUAAGACAAUUCAAAUGACAUGCAAAUAUGCAAUACAAUGCCUCCCAUGUAUUAUAGUCAUUCUUAACAGUGGGGUGGGUUGGGGAGGGAUUUAACACCUUGUAAUUAACACAUUUGUGUUUAAUAAAAUCUUGAUUUUUAUAUUUGUUUUGAAUGUGCUAAGAUUGCCACUAGAUUUUCUUUUUACAUUUAUCUGUCUUCAUACUCACAUUCUUCGUUUUUGUUAAUAUUCAUUCACUUUGGUCACAGUUGGCAACCAUAACAACCAUGAGUUCACAUUUAGACUUGACCAUACCAAACUAUGCUUGUCUUAUGUUUUACAAAAACAAAGCAACAUAAAAAGUGCUUAAAGUGCUUAAAUGUAAAUUUUCACACAAAAUGUGUAUUGCCAGUGUAAAACGUUUUAUGCUGCAUAAAAUAAAAGUUAAUAUUUUUAUUA
Molecule: messenger RNA, 2488 nt
Organism: Conger conger (European conger)
Lineage: Eukaryota; Metazoa; Chordata; Actinopteri; Anguilliformes; Congridae
Product: ectonucleoside triphosphate diphosphohydrolase 2-like
Exons: 9
Coding region: 31-1626 (531 amino acids)
Biological process (GO): nucleoside diphosphate catabolic process
Cellular component (GO): plasma membrane
Molecular function (GO): GDP phosphatase activity; UDP phosphatase activity
Source: RefSeq, a predicted model, not a curated record